UAGUAUGACAAUUUGAGCACCUCGGCGUAAGUGCAAUAGUUGCCUAAACAAACCUAUUGCCCUAAAUCGGGAAGUUAUGUCGCGUCGGGAUUUGCCACAGACUUGGCCUGCAAUUCGUCUUGGGCAAGCGCAUCUUUUUGCAAGAACUCCCUCUACCAUCUUGCUCCAAACCUUUCUCAUUCACUAUUCAACAAGGACGCUCUUGAAUCAUGGGCAGAAAUAAAGGUCGCAAGCCGGAGGUACCGCUCAGGUCCAAGCUCAAGAAGGAUCCUGGAGUGCCACGGCUCCCUAAUCUGAGGCUUCGCAAUGCAGAAAAACAGAAACUUCAUCAUCCACCUCCGCCUCCCCAUAGGCCUGAUCCAGACGCAGUAAUGGCGUCGGAACCUACACUCUCCUCCCUCGCGGCUCUUGCAGCCUCUGCGUCUUCAUCGACGUCUUCAGUGGAUCAUGGUCCUUCUUCCUCUACCGGACAGAGAGAGAGGUUCCAAACCAAGGAACAAGCUCGGAGACAUUUCGUAAAGACGCUGCACAAAGUCAUCGAUGAGAGUGAUAUCGUACUCCUUGUUCUAGACGCUCGGGAUCCAGAAGGGUGUAGAAGCAGACUAGUAGAAGAGGAAGUCAGAAGAAGAGAAGCGGAAGGCAAACGUUUGAUCUUUGUGCUCAACAAAGUUGAUUUGGUACCUGCUUCCAACGCUCAGGCAUGGUUGAAGUAUCUACGACAAUCGACCCCAACGUUGCCAUUCCGUUCCGUUUCGAACUCGAGUUCCACUGUCUCGACUGCAACAUCUCCUGCAUUGAUUAGGUUACUGAAGGCCUACCGACCGUCAUCCAAGCAGAGCAUAACAGUUGGCGUCGUGGGGUACCCGAAUGUCGGUAAGAGUAGCUUAGUGAAUGCUCUGAAGAGAGUCAAGGUUUGUCCUGUCGCCGCUCAGCCAGGCCAUACAACAACGUUACAAACUGUCCAUCUCGAACGGGGAAUCAAAAUCGUCGAUUCGCCAGGUGUCAUCUUCGACGACGAUAGCGAACUGGACAUCAAUAAACUCAAUAAGGGCGAGCGGAAGGCAAACUCAAGCCUUAAGUUGAGAAACGUCAUGAAGGUAGAAGAUGUUGACGAUCCGAUCGAAGUGGUCGAAGAGAUCUUGCACCGUGUCGAUCCCGCUACUGUUCAGAAGAUCUAUAACCUCCCUUUGUCUCCUGAUGGACAACCUCAGACUAAUUUCGGUACAACAUUGGAGUUCUUAACGAUGUUGGCCAUGACGAAUGGCAGAUUAUUGAAGGGCGGGACUCCAGAUGUUCUUGGAGCAGCUCGGCAGGUUUUAAACGACUGGAAUCAUCAGAAGAUCCCAUUCUUCUCCAACCCACCAACUAUCCACCCAUCCCUCAUUCCUUCUACUGUUGCGACAUCUUCCGGCGAGCAGAUAGUCGCUCCUGGUGCUGAGAAUGUCGGCCAAGCACGUAUUUUGACUCAGUUUGGCAAGCCGUUCGAGGUCGAAGGUCUAUUUGGCAUGGCUGAUCAAGGAGCUUUCGGCGGGGACUCAGCAGCCGGCGAAGCUAUGGCUGUGGAGGAAGAGAGCCAAGGUACCGAUGUGUGGAUGGACGAGGCCGCGUGAGUUGUGUUCAUUCUUCGAGAUCUUCCGGACGCUUUUUGCUAGGGCGUAUCCUGGGAGAAAUAAAAUGAUCGAGGAUAGCCCUAAUAAGUCGCUGAAACGAGGGCGUUCCCCUUCGCCUACCCCAGAAGCGAACUCACAACCUCAACGAGUCGGUUCACCCAUUCCGAUACGACCACCCAAACGACUACGAAGAUCACAUGCGUCUGAGCCCAUCGCGCCCUCGACGCUCGCAAGCAUGGGGAAUGCGAAUCCUUUGAAUCGAAAAGCUCUGAAACGUGAGAUGAAGAAGGCUAGAAGGGCCGGUCGGGUACGAGUAGGCGGUGGAAUUGGUACAGGGCGUAUGGGAACUGUCUCUGGUCGAAUGGAAGUUGAUGAUGAUCAUGGACCGGGUGGCAUUGGUUUGGGCUUGGGUGGUACUUUCUUCUCUGGGUUGAGCACUACGGAAGUUGCAUAGGACGUGCGGUGAUACUAUGGCUUUCUCCUCUGUAUAUCCAUUCGACUUGUCUGCUGACUGCUGGCUGCACAUAGACUCUUAUUGUCAUUUACUGCUGUUCUACAUGCAAUGGAUACAAGCAAAUACAAGAUAUCUUCUACAACGAUGAUUUACAUGGUAGGGU
This is a messenger RNA of Somion occarium, 2227 nucleotides long. NCBI's taxonomy places the organism in Eukaryota, Fungi, Basidiomycota, Agaricomycetes, Polyporales, Cerrenaceae. The record is from the annotation of a GenBank genome assembly.